Cladophialophora bantiana CBS 173.52 is the source of this 1101-nucleotide messenger RNA. RefSeq lists its product as uncharacterized. Lineage: Eukaryota; Fungi; Ascomycota; Eurotiomycetes; Chaetothyriales; Herpotrichiellaceae. The coding region runs from base 1 to 1101 and encodes 366 amino acids. The transcript has a single exon. The record is from RefSeq and is a predicted model, not a curated record. Gene Ontology annotation, molecular function: 3'-5'-RNA exonuclease activity.
AUGGGCGACGCUUCGUGCCCACCACCACCCGUUGCCGGAGAGGCAGCAAAGCGGAGGGAAUCGUUUUCUACCCUCCUUCCGAUCAGAAUCUUGACUCACAACGUACGCUUCGCGACCGACACGCCCGACGAGAGCGAAAAGCUGUGGCCAGACCGCUUCCCUUACCUCUCGAGCCACUUCAAGUACCACACGCGUCCGCACUUUGCUCCCCAGUCAACGCUGGUUUGCAUGCAAGAGGUGCUUCAUCAACAACUUGUCGACUUGCACAAUCGGACGUUCAACACCUCGACGCCGUCAACAACACAAGGCUCCGGCGCGGACGACGACAACGACUGGACCUACGUCGGAGUCGGGCGUAAUGACGGCAAAACCAAAGGCGAAUACAGCCCCAUCUUCUUCCGCAAAUCGGCCUGGAAAUGCGUCCACUUUGAAACGGUCUGGUUGAACGAGACGGGCGAAGUGGGCAAGAAGGGUUGGGAUGCGGACAGUGUUCGCAUUCUGACGUGCGCGGUGCUGGAAUCGGUGCUUGUCAACAACGCUAGAGACGGCCGCCAACCUUCCACUAUCACGACAUCGUCAACAGCCUCGGCAGCAGGAGGAGAGAGACAAGUGAUGCUGGCCAUGAACACCCACCUCGACAACGAAGGCAAAACAUCCCGCCGUGAAUCCGCCAAACUUAUCCUGCGCGUCGCCUCACGCCUCCGAUCAAAGUACACGCCAACGUUCACGUUCCUCACGGGGGACCUGAACAGCCACCCGGACGGCGACGCCUACCAGAUCCUCAACGCACGGGGGUCCGGGUUCGUGGACACGCGCCGGCUCGUAGGGUCGUCCGACAACAGCAACGGCAAAAUCUAUGCGUACGGCAACGAACUUACCUUCACAGGCUUCCCCUCCGACCCGGCCGCUGAGGGCCGGGAGCGGAUCGACUUCGUGCACCUAGGCAUCCCCCCGGCGACGGCCGAUGAGGAAGGCCCGGGAGAACACGACCAAGUCAGGGAAAUGGUGCAAGGAUACGGCGUGCUACCGAAUCGGUUCGACGACAAGGUGUGGAUGAGCGACCACCGUGGCGUGGUCGUGGAUUUGCUCGUGAGAUUCUAA